AUGGACGAGAUUUCAGAACACACACCUUCCUUGUGGGCUAAUGAUGAAAUCUUACAGAAUUGGUUUUUGAUGGGCUCUCCAGUGCCACUUGGACUCUUACUAGCAUCCUAUUGGUAUUUUGUAUUGCAAGUAGGACCUUCGUAUAUGUCAAAGAGACCACCGUACAACCUCACUAGUGUUUUAGCGGUUUACAAUGUAGUACAAGUUUUGUUUUCACUACGGCUGUUUUCAACGGGGGCUUAUAUUCUAGGGACUUAUGGUUUUUUUCCAACUGAAUGUUCAGGUGACAAAUAUUCCGAAGCACACCUAUUGAGUCUAACAGGCAUAUACUACUUCCUAUUAGUGAAGAUCAUAGAUCUUUUGGACACAGUGUUUUUCAUUCUACGCAAGAAGAACAACCAGGCCAGCUUCUUGCACAUAUACCAUCAUUCCUCCAUGAUAAUACUGACGUGGUUAAGCUUGAAGCAUGAAGGAAAUGUGGUGUCUAUAGUAUUUAUAGGUACUUUGAACUCUCUCGUUCAUGUCGUUAUGUACACUUACUACACGUUGUCCGCGUACCCACAAUUUACUAAAUAUUUGUGGUGGAAGAAAUAUUUAACAAAGUUUCAAUUGGCCCAAUUCGUAAUACUCAUCGCUCAGUUGGUGUUAGAGUACAAGUUCGCGACAUGCAAACCCUCCUACAUUCUAGUGACAACUAUAACCCUGAAUUUAGUACUUUUAAUAUAUUUGUUCAGUAUUUUUUACAUAAAGACAUACACAACUAAAGUUAAAACAAACAAGACAGAGAAGAAAUCAGAUGACGAAGUUUUACUGGAAAGAUUAUUACCAGAUGAUUGA
Messenger RNA from Leptosia nina, 837 nucleotides. The record is from the annotation of a GenBank genome assembly. NCBI's taxonomy places the organism in Eukaryota, Metazoa, Arthropoda, Insecta, Lepidoptera, Pieridae.